This is a messenger RNA of Lates calcarifer (barramundi perch), 5904 nucleotides long. It is a transcript of the gene abcb11b, whose product is annotated as ATP-binding cassette, sub-family B (MDR/TAP), member 11b. The record is from RefSeq and is a predicted model, not a curated record. The transcript has 29 exons. Gene Ontology annotation, biological process: transmembrane transport. Lineage: Eukaryota; Metazoa; Chordata; Actinopteri; Centropomidae. Gene Ontology annotation, molecular function: ABC-type transporter activity; ATP hydrolysis activity; ATP binding. Gene Ontology annotation, cellular component: membrane. The coding region runs from base 202 to 4281 and encodes 1359 amino acids.
CUAAAGUACACAGUGUUGUCCUACACCCAUAUGACAAGCUGCUACAACUACAACCAACUGGGGGACAUAACAUUUGACUGUCAGGAUACUGGACUUGAGUGUAGGCGUGCUGCUGAUACUGCUGGUUUAAUCUGACUGGGCUCCUUUUGUUAGAACCCAUGACUAGUUUUCUUUUACAAGGAAACCUGUAGAUGAGUCAACAUGCCGACUGGAUCAGUGAAAUUGCAAAGCAUUAAGAAACUGGGACAGGAAAACCACAGCUACGAGGUUUCAGAUGACGAACCAGCUGGCUCUUAUAUGACCAUGACGACUUCCAAGGAGGAGGAGAAAGCUCAGGGAAAAGCAGAACAACCAGCGAUAAGGGUCGGCUUCUUUCAGCUGUUCCGUUUCGCCACAUGCAACGAGGUACUAAUGAUGGUGGUGGGGAGUGUGUGCGCGGUGCUGCACGGCUCGGCCCAGCCCCUCAUGCUGCUGGUGUUCGGCCUGCUCACCGACACCUUCAUCGAGUACGACAUCGAGCUCAACGAGCUGAGCGACGAGAGGAAGGAGUGUGUGAACAACACUAUUCAGUGGAAGCAGAACUACACUACAGCGUGGCCUUCCUUCAACACAUCACUGAACCAGUCAGUCUGGGGCCUCAUGAACAAUUCAACACAGAAGGCCAGGCCGUGUGGGAUUCUUGACAUUGAAUAUGAGAUGACCCAAUUUGCCUUCUAUUAUGUUGGAAUCGGAGCAGCUGUGUUCUUGCUAGGAUACUUCCAGAUCUCCCUGUGGGUGACGGCUGCUGCCAGACAGAUUCAGCUCAUCAGAAAAAUGUACUUCAGCAAAGUGAUGAGGAUGGAGAUCGGCUGGUUUGACUGCACCUCUGUGGGGGAGCUCAACACUCGCAUGUCAGAUGACAUCAACAAGAUCAACGAUGCCAUCGCGGAUCAGGUUGCCAUUUUUCUCCAACGCUUCACCACCUUUGUGUGCGGCUUCUGCAUUGGCUUUGUGAAAGGAUGGAAGCUGACACUUGUCAUUGUUGCAGCGAGUCCACUCAUCGGUAUUGGAGCUGGUCUUAUGGCUCUGUUUGUGGCUAAGCUAACAGGGAUGGAGCUGCAGGCCUAUGCUAAAGCUGGAGCUGUAGCUGAUGAGGUGCUCUCCUCCAUCAGGACUGUGGCUGCUUUCGGUGGAGAACUAAAAGAAGUGGAGAGGUACGACAGGAACCUGGUCUCAGCACAGAGCUGGGGCAUCAGGAAGGGUCUGAUUAUGGGCUUUUUCACUGGAUAUAUGUGGCUGAUUAUCUUCUUGUGCUACGGUCUGGCCUUCUGGUAUGGCUCUAGCCUGGUGGUGGACACUGAGGAGUACACACCAGGAACACUACUGCAGGUGUUCUUUGGCGUUUUGAUCGCAGCCAUGAAUUUGGGGCAGGCCUCUCCGUGUCUGGAGGCGUUUGCUGCAGGCCGCGGCGCUGCCACCAUCAUCUUUGAGACUAUUGACAGAGAGCCGGAGAUUGACUGUUUAUCUGAGGCUGGAUAUAAGCUUAACAGGGUCAAAGGAGAUAUUGAGUUUCACAAUGUGACCUUCUACUACCCGUCCAGACCUGACGUCAAGAUCCUGGACCAGCUCAGUGUUGCAGUGAAGUCAGGGGAGACCACAGCCUUUGUUGGUCCUAGCGGAGCUGGGAAGAGUACUGCUGUUCAGCUCAUUCAGCGCUUCUAUGACCCUAAAGAGGGCAUGGUGACCCUGGACGGCCACGACAUCAGAGGCCUGAACAUCCAAUGGCUGCGCUCGCUGAUCGGCAUCGUGGAGCAGGAGCCCGUGCUGUUUGCCACCACCAUCGCCGAGAACAUUCGCUACGGUCGACCCGACGUGUCCAUGGACGACAUCAUCACCGCCACCAAGGAGGCCAACGCCUACAACUUCAUCAUGGAACUGCCACAGAAAUUCGACACCUUGGUGGGGGAGGGUGGAGGUCAGAUGAGCGGAGGCCAGAAGCAGCGUAUUGCCAUUGCUCGAGCGCUGGUCAGGAAUCCUCGUAUCCUGCUGCUGGACAUGGCGACCUCUGCCCUCGACAACGAGAGUGAGGCUGUAGUUCAAGAGGCCUUGGAUAAAGUCCGCAUGGGUCGCACCACCAUCUCCAUUGCUCACCGGCUCUCCACCAUCAAGAACGCUGAUGUGAUCGUCGGCUUCGAGCACGGCCGGGCCGUGGAGAGGGGCAAACACAACGAACUGCUGGAGAGGAAGGGAGUCUACUUCACCCUCGUGACCCUGCAGAGUCAAGGAGACAAGGCUCUGAACGAGAAGGCUCGACAGAUGGCUGACAGUGAAGAAGAGCCAGAGAGGCUGAGUCUAUCCAGAGCAGGCAGCUAUCGUGCCAGUUUGAGAGCCUCGAUCCGCCAGCGCUCCCGAUCCCAGCUGUCCAACCUGAUCCCAGAGUCUUCGGUUCCCGUCACCGGAGAACUCGGCCCCAGAGCCUACGCUGUUACACAGGCAGACAAAUCCAAGAACGCCAUCCCAGAGGAGGAGGAGGAGGAACUCGUGGAGCCUGCUCCUGUUGCCAGGAUCCUGAGGUACAACAUCCCUGAGUGGCCAUAUAUGCUUUUUGGAUCCUUUGGAGCUGCAAUAAACGGAGGAGUCAACCCCGUCUACUCUUUACUGUUCAGUCAAAUCUUGGCGACAUUCUCAGUAACAGAUCCUGUGGCUCAGAGGAAGGAGAUUGAUAGUAUCUGCCUGUUCUUUGUCAUGGUUGGCGUGGUGUCUUUCUUCACCCAGAUGCUGCAGGGUUACGCUUUCUCCAAGUCCGGAGAGCUGCUGACCCGUAGGUUGCGGCGGCUCGGCUUCCACGCAAUGCUGGGCCAAGAGAUCGGCUGGUUUGAUGAUCACAGGAACAGCCCCGGAGCUCUGACCACACGUCUGGCGACUGAUGCCUCACAAGUUCAAGGGGCCACAGGCUCACAGAUCGGCAUGAUCGUCAACUCCCUGACCAACAUCGGCGUGGCCAUCUGCAUGUCCUUCUACUUCAGCUGGAAGCUGACGCUGCUCAUCCUGUGCUUCCUGCCAUUCAUCGCUCUGUCGGGAGGCUUCCAGGCCAAGAUGCUCACAGGCUUCGCGAAGCAGGACAAGCAGGCCAUGGAAGCUGCCGGACGGAUUUCUGGCGAGGCUCUGAACAACAUCCGCACCAUCGCAGGUCUGGGGAAGGAGAGGAAUUUUGUGGACAUGUACGAGGCCCAGCUGGACGCCCCGUACCAAGCGGCCUUGAAGAAGGCCAACGUGUACGGCGCCUGCUACGGCUUCGCCCAGUGCGUCGUCUUCUUGACCAACUCGGCCUCGUACAGGUUCGGAGGUUACCUGGUGCGGCAGGAGGGGCUUCACUUCAGCCUGGUGUUCAGGGUCAUCUCCGCCAUCGUCACCAGCGGCACAGCCCUGGGCAGAGCCUCCUCCUACACCCCGGACUACGCCAAGGCCAAGAUCUCAGCCGCACGUUUCUUCCAGCUGCUGGACCGUGUGCCCCAGAUCAGCGUUUACAGCGACAAGGGAGAUAAAUGGGAUAACUUCCAAGGGAACAUUGAAUUCAUCGACUGUAAGUUCACCUACCCCACCAGGCCAGACAUCCAGGUCCUGAAUGGGCUGAAUGUGUCGGUGAAACCUGGCCAGACGUUGGCCUUUGUGGGAAGCAGCGGUUGUGGGAAGAGCACCAGUGUGCAGCUGCUGGAGAGGUUUUAUGAUCCUGACCAUGGCAGAGUGCUGAUUGAUGGCCAUGACUCGACUCGUGUCAACGUGCCCUUCCUGCGUUCUAAGAUUGGCAUCGUGUCCCAGGAGCCCAUCUUGUUUGACUGCAGCAUUGCGGAGAACAUCAAAUACGGCGACAACUCCCGGGAAAUCAGCAUGAAUGAGGUCAUCUCUGCCGCCAAGAAAGCCCAGCUUCACAGCUUCGUCAUGUCGCUUCCUGAGAAAUACGACACCAAUGUGGGCGCUCAGGGUUCUCAGCUGUCUCGUGGUCAGAAGCAGCGCAUCGCCAUCGCCAGGGCGAUCAUACGUGACCCCAAGAUCCUGCUCCUGGACGAGGCCACCUCUGCGCUGGACACCGAGAGCGAGAAGACAGUGCAGGAAGCCCUGGACAAAGCCAGAGAGGGCCGGACCUGCAUUGUUAUCGCCCAUCGCCUGUCCACCAUUCAGAAUUCUGACAUUAUCGCUGUCAUGUCCAGAGGCUUUGUGAUCGAGAAAGGAACGCAUGACCAGCUCAUGGCUGUGAAGGGAGCUUACUACAAGCUGGUUACCACGGGAGCACCAAUCAGCUAACUGCUCAGGGAAGCAGUAUCCAAUUAGCGAGGCAGCCGAGACGAAUGCGAGGAGUAUCCUUGCUGCUCUAUGUCAAGAGAGGCCAGAGCUGGCAGAAUGCUUUAAAUUAAAUCACAGUAUCUGCAGUGUUUAAAAAAGGAAGUUACACCUGUUCACUCUUAAAGUAUUUAUAUUUUGGGAAGGGAUCCAAUCAUGAGGAGAGGGGUUUUGUGAGUUACACAUUCUAUUUUGAGGUAUUUUAAGGUAGUUGCUCAAUGUCUUUCUGUUACUUUGUUUAUCUCUUGAGUACUGGGUCUGUUUCAUUACCUACUCUUGCAGUUUUACGCACUUAUGUGCAUAUUCAUGUGCUACCUGGUAGUAGGCAAUGUGUCCCAGCCCCAUAUCUGAGAAAUGCCAAUAUGCAGUGCACCCAACUCACACAGGUCACCACAAUCCACGACGUCUCGAGUCCAGUUGUUAGUCAAUGUGCCUAUAAGAUGGCCAUAAACGUUUACUCAAGUGGUGUAAGUACUUACUUUACAGUAGAGUCAUGUUACUUUACACUGGAAAUGUUGUACUUUUUAAUCCACUACAUUUGCCUGACAGCUGUUACUUUACAGAUUACAAUUGUAUCAUAUUUAUUAUUUGUAAUAAAUUACCUUGCACAUUGACCAGCUAGAACACUAAAAUGCCACCUACACAUAAAUAAAUCCAUAAUAAUAAUCCAAUAAAAUUUAACACUUAAGGAGGCCAUUUGCAAUAAGUACUUUUACAUUUGAUACUCAGAGUACAGUUUAUACUCAAGUAGACAGAACAGCUAUUUGAAAUCCAGGUUGCUAAUCCAACAAAAUCUUUUUAUUCCUUGCAGUGAAGUAGUUGAUUAUGAAAACUUGAUGUAUUUCAUACUUUUAAACAUUUGUUUUUGUUUUACUUUAUCAAUCUUUAAUAAAUGUAACUAUGUUGGAGGGUAAUUAAAUCACAUUUUUUCCAAGUAUUCUAUAAAUAAAUUAAUAUAAAAACCUAUCAUGAAAGUUAGAUCAGAUAUCAUCAGUAAUUGUUUUAUUUUAGUCCUUUUUGUUGUGUUUAGUGCAUUUAAAGGGCCUGCACAGCCCAACAGGUGUUCUGUCACGCUAAUUGGGUCUCCCCUCAGGCUGAGGGUGGGCAGACCUGGUACAUGUACUAAUGAGAAUGAUAAAUGUAAAUAUUUUCUGCACCAACAAAUGGUUGGUUCACACUGCCAGCCAAAGUUUUGCAUCCAGAUUGGUCUUAGAAAGUCUGGACAGCCAGUGAUGAAAAAUCGUAUUUCUACAGAUGUGUCUGGGUCUGGAGACUCUGACCACUCAAACUGGAUUUCAAAGUUUCUUUUGAGUAUGUACGACAUGAUCAGACAUGAUAUGAACCCAGUUUAUUUUAUUUUUGUUUGAUAUUUAAUUAAUUUUGUUUGAUUAUAUUGACACAAAUCUGAUUCCAUAGGAAUUUAGUCGUCUGAGAUUUCCUCCACUGAUUUCUGUAGUCUUAAAGUGCAUGUUAGCUUUAGCUUGCUGAAAAUGCUGGCACACAGUGUAUUAAACCAAUGUUUCAGUGUUUACAGGUUAGCUAGUCUAAAGUUUUUUGAGUUGUAAUAAAUUAUUGGAAUAGGUUUUA